AUGGCCGACGCAGCAGAAUUGACUUUAUUUGAUCCCCAAGUCGAGAUUAGCCAGUCUCUUUGCAACUUGACUCGCUCAGAUAGUGGUCUGGAUCUUGAUCUAGCAUCGCUAUGGGAUGAGUUUUCUGAUGCUCCGGCAAUUCCUCCUAGCCCUACCACCCGCGAAAUCCUCUCAACAGAGCCCUCCAUGUUAAUCCAUUCGAAUCAUCACUCUGAAAUCGAGUAUAUCUUCUAUUCAAUACCUGAAAGCAAUCACGGCUUUUAUUGGCUCGGGCCAGAUCCAUUAGCCCCUCAAACCUACGGCGAUGACAUCUUCCUGUACAUUUCUGCUUUCCCUUUCUUGGGCGAACUGGUUUGGGUGGAAUUCCAACUAUGUAGGGUCAGUCUGGUAACAGGGGAUGUGGUGGACCGGAAUAUUUUCUAUCUUCCUCGACAAGAGUCGAUUCUCGGAAAUCUAUCACAGAUACGUCGACAAAUACGAGAACAUAUCUCCAGUUACGAUCAUGAGACUGCCACCGGUCUUUGCAGACUACGAUUGUAUAUGUACCCACGAUAUGGGCUAUUGCCAAUCUACAGAAGUAGGGGCAUAGUGUCCUCUGCUGGGAUGUCUGAUGGAGCUGCACUGGAUCCAACUUUCUUUGUUCAAAAUAUGUCAGCAAAUUUUGAAAAGGAUUGUCAAUGCAUUAGAAAUACUGGCUAA
Penicillium verhagenii is the source of this 699-nucleotide messenger RNA. RefSeq lists its product as uncharacterized. Lineage: Eukaryota; Fungi; Ascomycota; Eurotiomycetes; Eurotiales; Aspergillaceae. The transcript has a single exon. Bases 1 to 699 code for a protein of 232 amino acids. The record is from RefSeq and is a predicted model, not a curated record.